AUAUGUGAAUACGACAAGAGCAAGUUUAGGGUAUCCAACACCUAUUGUCAACAUUGUGGGCAGAGAAGCAGCUUAUACGACGGAAACGUCUCAGACUGUUUUGAAGGUGUUUACGGAUUUUCGCAAUUGGUCCUUCCGCCUGAGACAUCUCGUGGGCUGCACAGUUACUUUAGAAAAUGACAUCACCACUGUCGAGAUUCCCAAAAGUGCUAAGCAAGAUUUAGCCGAGGUCAUUUCUUUGAAUCGGACUAUGAUUGCUUGGGCGACAGAUGUGAAUUUAUCCGCUGAUAGCCAUCUUGUCUGCGAGGAGAACGAAGGCUUUUACACCACGCAAGUUUUGUCGCGUGGAGCCUCGAGAAAGGCUACUGGAGCUUCCUUCAUUGUGAUUGAUGGCGGUCUAAAAACUAGCGGAUUGCAGAUUUCUGUGGUUGAGGAUGGAGUAGCCAUCAGAAUUCCUACAGAAAAACUGGAAAACCUGUUGUCGGCCUUGAAUUCAAUGCAGGUAGUUAUUCGAUUUCUUUACUUUCUCUAG
Molecule: messenger RNA, 532 nt
Organism: Strongylus vulgaris
Lineage: Eukaryota; Metazoa; Nematoda; Chromadorea; Rhabditida; Strongylidae
Source: the annotation of a GenBank genome assembly